This is a messenger RNA of Ricinus communis (castor bean), 4726 nucleotides long. Its product is annotated as probable disease resistance protein At4g27220. Gene Ontology annotation, molecular function: ADP binding. The coding region runs from base 104 to 4471 and encodes 1455 amino acids. The transcript is spliced from 5 exons. NCBI's taxonomy places the organism in Eukaryota, Viridiplantae, Streptophyta, Magnoliopsida, Malpighiales, Euphorbiaceae. The record is from RefSeq and is a predicted model, not a curated record.
CUCUCAGUAUUCAUGUUUCAGUGUGCUGCAAUUUAGAAAGGGAAGAAGAAGAGAGAAAAGAGGAGGAGGAGAAGAAGAGAUUCCCCAAGCAAGGUCGGCAAAAAUGGCUUGUGUCUUGACUUGGGCACAGGAUACUGCUCUUUCGAUUGCUGCAAAAUAUGUGGAAGCAGGAGUCAAACUGGCUAUAAAACAAUUUCGCUAUAUGUGUUGUUUGAAGAAAUUUGAAGAAGAACUCAAUCAAGAAGAGAAUGCACUGGCAGUGGCACAAGCAACAGUGCAAAGAAAAGUUGAGGAAGGGGAAGAUAAUAAUGAAGCAGCUGAUGAAUCUGUUGAAGAUUGGAUAAAUAGAACGAAUAAAGCCAUGGAAGAUGCUGGCCUUCUACAAAAUUCUAUCAAACAAGAGAAAAGGUGCUUCAGUAACUGUUGUCCCAAUUACUUCUGGCGGUACAAUAGAAGUAAGGAAGCUGAAGACCUGACCGUGGCCCUCAAAAACCUUAAGCAAGAGCAAAGCCAGUUUCAGAAUUUCAGUCACAAAUCUAAGCCCCUUAACACUGAAUUCAUUUUGUCAAAUGACUUCAUGGUUUCUAAGGCUUCUGAAUCAGCUCUUGAUGAUAUCAUGAAAGCAUUGGAGACUGAUGGUGUCAGCAUUAUCGGACUUCACGGCAUGGCAGGAAUCGGUAAGACCACCCUGGCGAUAAAAGUAAAAGGGCAAGCAGAGGCAGAGAAGCUAUUUGAGGAGUUUGUGAAGGUUACAGUGUCUCAAAAACCAGAUAUCAAGGAGAUCCAAGAACAAAUGGCAUCGCAGCUGAGACUGAAAUUUGAUGGGGACAGUAUACAAGAGAGAGCAGGACAAUUAUUGUUGAGGUUGCAGGAUAAGAAAAGAAAGCUUAUAGUUCUAGAUGACAUCUGGGGAAAGCUUAACUUGACUGAAAUUGGGAUAGCACAUAGCAAUGAUUGCAAAAUUCUUAUAACCACACGUGGAGCGCAAGUAUGUCUGUCUAUGGACUGUCAAGCCGUUAUCGAACUAGGUCUUUUAACGGAAGAAGAAGCAUGGGCACUGUUUAAACAAAGUGCACACCUGAAGGAUGACUCCUCCCCCUUGAUCGAAAAGGCAAUGAUAGUUGCUGAAAAAUGCCAUUGUUUGCCUAUAGCUAUUGUCUCAGUGGGGCAUGCUUUGAAGGGUAAACUAGAUCCUAGCGAUUGGCAAUUGGCACUGGUAAAACUUCAGAAGUACAAUUAUCCAAAAAUCCGAGGUGUUGAAGAAGACGAAAAUGUCUACAAAUGCCUUCAGUUGAGUUUUGAUUAUUUGAAAAGUGAAGCAACCAAGAGAUUGUUAUUGUUGUGCUCUUUGUAUCCUGAAGACUAUACCAUUUUUGCUGAGGACUUGGCAAGAUAUGCAGUUGGGCUGAGGCUGUUUGAGGAUGCUGGAUCCAUCAAAGAGAUAAUGCUGGAAGUGCUGAGUUCACUAAAUGAACUCAAAGAUUCUCAUCUUCUGUUGGAGACUGAAAUUGAAGGACAUGUGAAAAUGCAUGAUCUAGUUCGUGCUGUUGCCAUAUGGAUUGGGAAAAAGUACGUAAUUAUCAAAGAUACCAAUAUAGAAAAGGAAUUCAAGAUGGGAAGUGGCAUCGAGCUUAAGGAGUGGCCAUCGGAUGGAAGAUUCAACGGUUUUGCAGCUAUUUCCUUAUUGAAGAAUGAGAUGGAGGACCUACCAGAUCAUUUGGAUUAUCCACGGCUGGAAAUGUUGUUGCUGGAAAGGGACGAUGAUCAGAGAACCAGUAUCUCAGAUACAGCUUUCGAGAUAACAAAAAGAAUUGAAGUUUUAUCAGUAACUCGUGGGAUGCUGUCAUUACAGUCACUGGUAUGUUUGAGGAAUCUCAGGACUCUUAAGCUCAAUGAUUGCAUCAUAAAUUUAGCAGACAACGGUUCGGACCUUGCUUCACUGGGGAAUUUGAAGAGACUUGAGAUCCUUAGCUUUGUUUAUUGUGGAGUUCGGAAAUUGCCAGAUGAGAUAGGAGAAUUGAAGAAUCUGAAACUGUUGGAGUUAACAGAUUUUGAGCAGAUAGAUAAAAUCCCAUCAGCUCUGAUUCCGAAACUAUCCAAACUUGAAGAAUUACACAUAGGUAAAUUUAAGAAUUGGGAGAUUGAAGGCACAGGUAAUGCUAGCCUGAUGGAGCUGAAACCACUGCAGCACUUGGGCAUUCUGUCAUUGAGAUAUCCCAAGGAUAUUCCAAGAAGUUUUACCUUUUCCAGGAACUUGAUUGGAUAUUGUCUUCACUUGUAUUGCAGUUGCACAGACCCUUCAGUAAAGUCAAGGCUUAGAUACCCAACCACAAGAAGAGUUUGCUUCACUGCAACUGAAGCAAAUGUUCAUGCAUGUAAGGAGUUGUUCAGGAAUGUAUAUGAUCUUCGUCUACAGAAAAACGGCACAUGCUUCAAAAACAUGGUGCCAGACAUGUCUCAAGUGGGCUUUCAAGCUUUAUCUCACCUUGACCUUUCGGAUUGCGAGAUGGAAUGCCUCGUUAGUACAAGAAAGCAACAAGAAGCUGUAGCAGCAGAUGCAUUCUCAAAUUUAGUGAAGCUAAAAAUUGAAAGAGCAACUCUGAGAGAAAUAUGUGAUGGUGAGCCAACACAGGGGUUCCUACACAAAUUACAAACGUUGCAAGUUUUGGAUUGCGACCGUAUGAUCACCAUAUUACCAGCAAAGUUGUCCCAAGCAAUGCAAAAUUUGGAAUAUAUGGAGGUUUCAGACUGUGAGAAUUUGCAAGAGGUGUUCCAGUUGGAUAGAAUCAAUGAAGAAAACAAGGAGUUCCUCUCACAUCUAGGGGAGUUGUUUCUGUAUGAUUUGCCUAGAGUUAGGUGUAUAUGGAAUGGUCCAACACGCCAUGUAAGUCUCAAAAGUCUAACCUGUUUAUCUAUUGCAUAUUGCAGAAGCCUAACAUCUCUUCUCUCACCAUCUCUUGCUCAAACUAUGGUGCAUCUAGAAAAACUAAAUAUUAUAUGCUGUCAUAAACUUGAGCAUAUUAUCCCAGAAAAGGAUGAGAAAGGGAAGGCUCCCCAUAAGCAACCUUACCUGCAAUACCUGAAGUCGGUCGAAGUUUCAUCAUGUGAUAGAUUGCAAUAUGUCUUUCCAAUCUCAGUUGCUCCUGGGCUUUUGCGCCUUAAAGAGAUGGCCGUAUCUUCUUGUAAUCAAUUAAAGCAAGUCUUUGCUGAUUAUGGGGGACCAACUGUUCUUUCUGCAAAUGACAACUUGCCACACUCUGCGAGAAGAGAUUUCGAAGUGGAAGACUCGUCAGAAGUUGGCUACAUAUUCUCAAUGAACCAUGAUGUAGUAUUGCCAUCUUUGUGCCUUGUAGAUAUUCGUGAUUGUCCCAACUUAUUGAUGAGUUCUUUUCUACGGAUCACUCCCAGGGUUUCAACGAAUUUAGAACAAUUAACAAUUGCAGAUGCCAAAGAAAUACCACUGGAAACUCUGCACUUAGAAGAAUGGUCGCAGUUGGAGCGAAUCAUUGCUAAAGAGGAUUCCGAUGAUGCUGAAAAGGAUACUGGAAUAUCAAUAUCAUUGAAGUCACAUUUUCGCCCUCUAUGUUUCACACGCCUGCAAAAGAUUUCGAUAUCAAAUUGUAACAGAUUGAAGAUUCUCCUUCCGUUGACAGUUGCUCAAUAUCUUCCAUGUCUAACAGAGCUUUACAUAAAAUCAUGCAAUCAAUUGGCUGCAGUAUUUGAAUGUGAAGAUAAAAAAGACAUCAAUAGCAUGCAAAUCAGAUUCCCUAUGCUUUUGAAACUACACCUAGAAGACUUACCAAGCCUCGUCAGCUUGUUCCCUGGAGGUUAUGAAUUCAUGCUUCCAUCUUUGGAGGAGUUCAGAGUGACACACUGUUCCAAGAUAGUAGAAAUAUUUGGUCCUAAAGAAAAGGGAGUAGACAUCAUUGACAAGAAGGAGAUCAUGGAGUUUCCCAAGCUAUUGAGAUUAUAUCUAGAAGAAUUGCCAAACCUCAUCAGAUUCUGUCCACCGGGAUGUGAUCUCAUUCUUUCAUCUCUUAAAAAGUUCAGAGUUGAAAGAUGUCCUCAGAUGACUACCCAGUUCCCAGUUGCACCAGAUGCUUCUACCCGUGCAAUACCAGAGGGACAAAAAAAGAGAGCAAGAUAUGGUUCACAGCCUGCGUCAGAAUCCUUGGAUGGCAAUCAGUCAUCACAGCCAAGUAAUCGUCAACCUAAACAAGCAUUCAGAAUUAUUGCUCCACCUGCAAAUCGCUCUAGUACUUCAAUUCCACGGGAAAGCGACACAACUGAAUCCGCUCCUUCUAAUGCUAGCGGUUCAAAGAGAAAUGGCACAAAUGGAAUAGGCAUUGGGAGGGGAAUGGGAAGAGGAAGAGGAAGAGGGAGAGGAACAAAUUCUGCUAAUCCGGCAAGGAGCUCGAUUACUAAGAACAAAGGAAAGGAGAAGUCGGCAAAUCGACAACCAUGGAAAUGACUUGGAAGACAAAUUUGUAUUGUAGGAAAAGGGAGUACCUUUAUGCCUCUCAUCCAACCUUUUGGGCUAGCCGUCAUUCAGCCUCUAAUCUAAGUGACUUAGCCGAGAUUCAGCCUCUAGGCUAAGUGAUUUUUGGUCGUAUCCUAACAGUUAAGAAAUGCAUCUUACUAAAAAGUGGGAAAACUUUCAACGAUUCUACAGCCAGAUUAUUGUUUUACUCGGAUGUAUUACACUUGCUAGUAGAUGAGUAACAAA